UUUAAUCAACUGCUGACAUGGAACUAUUUUGUGUGUUUUGUGUAAAAAUUUGUACAUAAUAUUUUUUGUUUUGUAUAAAACUCUAUUAGUUAUUUUGUUUCCUUAUUCUAUUUAAUAUUAUUUCUAAUGAAUUUACAAAACGUGCAUUUAAAAUAAAUUGAAACCAAAAAAGAAAAAAACAAAAACGAAAGUGAAAUAACUUUUUGUUUAGAAAUUGAAAGGAAAAUUCAGAAGAACCCAAUAAGAAGGAAAUAAUAAAAUAUAGAAAUACGAAAUGUCUCAGCACGAUGCAGAGGAGCACCCCCAACAACAACAACAAUCGGAUAUCACAAGUUUGCAAGAGAAUUUCAGCAAACAGCAAGAAAAAAUAUCCGCCUUAAAGGAGCUCGUACGAAAAUCCGAAGUAGCACAUGGGAAAUCAACUUCCUCGGCCCAAGAGAAAGUCAAGAAUAUUGCCCUACGAUUAACAAAUUUGCAAUCGAAAGCACGAUCACGUCAGAACCUCGACUCGUCUACCACAUCCCUCAACGAAUCCCAUUAUCAAUCACAAGAAAACUUACACCAUUCACUAUCGACGCAAUGUAGCACAACAACCGAUGCCGGAGGUGGAUACUCCUCCGAUACUCCCCAUCGACCACUGUCGGCUCGCAUCGAAACACCAGGCAGUGAGAAAAUCCUCCUUUUGCGCAAACAAAUGGAAGAGAAUAAAGUCAAAAUGGCCGAACGCGAGCAUAGUAAGCGAGAAAUCGAGCAUAUGGUGACACAAUUGAAGGCGAAAUUCGACACAACCCAACAGUGCUUGGAGCAUUCGUCGGAACUGGGUCGAUCUAUGGGCGAUCUGAGUGCGUUGUCAUACAGUUCGGUGGGGAGUAAGGUGAGAUCGGCAACAGAUUUGGCUUCGGCGCCAUUCAAUCUCGACAAGGAGCGCAUAAAGUUCCUGGAUAAUCGAGUUCGCUUGCUUGAGAAGCAACUGGAGAAGGAGAAAACUUCUUCAGAUGCCUCUAAGCGGGUUAAAGAACUCGAGAAUAAGAUUCUUGAGCUGGAGGAAGGUCUGAAGGAAAAAAGAACUCACGACUUGGUUGCCCAUUUGAAUGACCAUGACGUGGAGGAAAGUUGGCAGAUCGAAAACGAUCGCCUGAAGACCGAAUUGGAGGAGAAGUCAAAGCGAAUAAUACACCUCGAAGAAGUGAAUGACAUCCUUGAAACAGCCAAAUGUGAUCUGACCGAAAAAUCCCAGGAACUCGAAGCUAAACUCCAAGAAUCCCAGACCAAGUGUGAGAAACUGGAAGAAGAAUUAGAAACAUUAAAAUCCUUACAGAGUAAUACAAACUUUGAAAUGCUCACCGACGGAGAUAUUGAUCGUCAAGUCGAACAAGAGCUCCUCAAACAGGUCCACCAACUCGAAUCAAAGAUACAAAAUCUAGAAGAGGAGAACGAAGAGCUGCGUCAGGAGAAUGAGAAUAUCCAAGAGAAGCAUAAACCGGAAGGACAAGAUAACACGGACAGUUUAGAAGCCACAGUCGAGUCUCAGCGAGAGGACAUUAUGAAUCACAUCGAGAGGGUGAGGACUCUUGAAGAGGAGCUCAUGGAGAAGACUAUCGAGUUGAAUGUCCUGAAUGCCAAUUUCGCCGUUCUCGAGGAGAAACUAAAAGUUCCAAGUCGAAAACCCCUAUUUUCGACAAUGAGCGACGGUGAAAUAACAACUCUCAAAGACGAACUGGCAGAGACAAAGAAAAAGGCCUCAAGUCUUGAGAAACAACUAAAUGAAUUCAAGAGAAUGUCCGAUUUGCAUGCCUCUGUAGCCGAGCUGACCGACGAAAAUGAAGAACUCCAGCAAAAGAUCACCGAAUUGGAGGACGAGAAGGGACAACUGUUGCUGAAAUUGGAGAGCGGAGAGCACACAACAAUUGUGACAGAAAUAGAAAUCGAAAAGAAGAUCGAAUACCUGGAAGCGACUUGCCAAAACCAAACAUCUGCCAUUCAACUGCUCGAAGAACAGAAAAUGGACAUGAGCGAAGAUCUGGAAUCGACGAAGUCUGAAUUGGAGUGCGCCAGAGUGGUCUCGGAAAUGGAAUCAAUUCAACUGGAGGAACAAGUCAAUUCCAACAAGCUAAAGAUCGAAGAACUCCAAAGGGAAAACGUGGAUCUGGUAAAGGAGGUCGAAGAGUUGCGCGAGGAGAAAACUUCGCUAUCGAAGAAAAUGGAACACUAUGUCGCCGAGAACAUGGAACUUCUGGACAAGAUCGAGAAGCUCAGUAAAUCCAGUUCAUCAGCUGAAUCGAUAGAAAUUGUUGAGCGACUGACCCAGCAAGAUCGUCUUGAGAUUGAAGCCUUUAAUAAGCAUGCAGAGCAGCAAGAGGAAUCUCGUCUGUUGACUGAGGGCCCAGCAAUAAGUGGCCAACAGCCAAUGGAUCCCGAACUCACUGAUUGUUUGGUGAAACUAAAAGAAGAAAGUUCCGAGUUGAUGCACAAAAUCGAACUCUUUACAACCGAGCGUAAAGAAGUUCUCGAGAAGAUGGAAAGUAUUACCGCCGAGAAUCAGGAGCAUUUGCGAAAAAUCGAUCGAUUGUCGGUUGAGAAGAUGGAGCUGGAAAAGUCCAACGCCGAAGCUAACCUCCAAAAAGAAGCCUUACAGAAGAAAUUCGAUGAUGCAAACGCCGAAAAAGAGACAAUCCGCAGAGAAAUCCGAGAGGUUUCAGCUGAAAAGACCAAAAUCACUGCUGAAUUGAUUAAUAUGGUUAAGGCAGCUUCCAUAAGUGCCCCUAGCGAUGGCAAAGAUUUGCUGGACAAAUGCGAGAAGAGUUUAGCCAAAUUGAACACCGAGUUGGAGAACUAUCGAAAGGUAAACGACAAGAAUGCCAAAUCCAACGCGGCCAAAAAGCUCUCCAAGGAAGCAAAGAAUACCCAUCAGCAAUUGACGGAACUGUUGCAGAAGGUUAAAUCUGCCACAGCUGAAGCAGCGGCAGUGGUAAGUUCGCCAGUAGACGAAGCCAAAAUUGAAGAACUUCAAUCAGUCGUUGCUGAGCUUCGGGCAGAGCUUACACACGCGACAACUGCAUCCGAAGAGAAGGACACUCUGAUCGCACGCCUCAACAAGGAGAUAACUUCUCUAAAAGUUAUGUCCGAAGAGUUCGAUAAGUUGAUUAACGACAAAGAAAUGGCGCAUGAGAAGCAAAUAGAGCACCUAACUCGCUUGCGUCAUGAACUCGAGGCCAAGAUAGAGACGUCCGAUGCCGAGAUGAAGAUCCUCCAGGAGCUGAUUGCUGAGCAGAAGCAGCAGUUGAUCGAGGCCUACACAGAUAGUGAAAACGAAAUUGCUAAAAAAGUCGAGGAACUCAAUGCUCGUGACGCAGAGGUGUCCAGGCUCAAGGAGGAACUCAGCGCUCUGCAAGAGAACAGCGGUCAAGUUGGUCAACAAUUCUCCAACGAUCUUCAGCUGGAAGUGGAUAAACUGCGUGAAGCCUUGUCUAUUAACAAAGGUCUCCUCGCCGAGCAAAUUGAUGAUCUAACCAAUAAGCAAGAAACUAUUGAAACCCUUAAUGCCCAAAUAAUGGAACUCUACAAGACAAUGGAGGAGAAUUCUGAGAAGGUGAUCGAGAAGGAAGACGAAAUUGUCCUGUUACAAGAGCAACUUGAGACAAACAGAGCUAAGAUAGAGGAACUAACCAAAGAAAAUGAAGAAAAUAACUCGGUUGUUGAUAAACUGUUGCUUGAGUUGCAUUCUCAAAAGAGUAGCUUGGAAAAAUUAGCCCAAUUGCCGAUUUUGGAGGAUGAUCUAAGUAAGCUCAGGGAAGAAAAUCAAACUCUAGAGGAGAAUCUCCAGAUUGCCGAGCUACGAUCAAGUCAGUUGGAGAAAACAGUAAAGGACCUGGAACACAAGAACAAGGAGCAACUUGAAAAACUGAAGAAAUAUGCCGCUAACUUGAAGAAAAAGGUAACCCAGUGUCAGGAGUUUGAAGCGAAGAUAAAGAAUCUAGAGAAAGGAGCAAUUGAUGCUCAAGCCAAUGAGAAGAAUCCCCUAAUUGAAACCUUACAAAAUGAACUACAAGCAAAGGCUUCCGAGUUAGAAUUGAAGGCCCAGGAGAUUCAUGCGAUUCAAGAAGCCACAAACCAACAGAGGCGAUACUACGAAGAGUGUGUGGUCAAGGUACAGGAAUCCUUGGAUGGAGUACAGCAGGAGAUGAUGUUAUUGCGAGAACAGCUGCAAGAAAAAACAGCACAAAUUGAAGAGCUAAAGGUUGCCCAAAACCAAGUAAACAAUCCUGAUAUGGAAAAAAUGCAUGAACAGCUACGACAAUACCACAACCUGAUAAAUGAGAGGAAUGCCAAGAUCGAUGAACUGAAUGACAUAAUCGAAUCCGCAGAACCUUACCACGAUGAGCUGCACAACCUCCGAAGGGAGAUGAACGAGCUGAAGGAAAAGAAUUCAGCACUCCAAAGUCAGAUGAGUGCUAUUCCUCAGGGUCACAUCGAACUUGAAACCAUGCAGGAGCAACUCCGACAGUACCAUAAUCUAGUAAAUGAAAGAAACGCAAAGAUAGACGAGCUAAAUGGUAUCAUUCGAGAAGCAGAGCCCUAUCAAGCAGAGCUACAAGUCCUCCGUGCGCAGUUGAAUGAGAAAAACCAAGCAAUCAAGGAGCUGAAUGAGCAAAAUAUUGCGCUAGGAAGUACGUCGAAACACUUACAGGAUCAAGUAGAUUUCCUACACACAACCAAGGCCACCACAAGCUCUCCAAAUGAUUCUCUCCAGAUCCAAGACGAACUCAGAAAUCUCCAUAACCUGCUGAAUGAAAGAAAUGCUAAAAUCGAUGAGCUGAAUGACCAAAUUCAGUCAUCCCAAUCAUUCCACACGGACGGAGAGGCCUUAAGAAAUCUACACAACGAGCUGAAUGAGAAGAAUGCUAAAAUAGACGAGCUGAAUGACAUAAUUCUAGAAGCAGAGCCCUACCAUCAAGAGCUGCAGGUGCUGCGUGAGCAGCUAAUCGAAAAGAACACAGCAAUCAAUGAGCUGAAUCAACAGAAUAACUCCAACAGUCAAAUGCUCUCGGAACUCACAAUGAUCCGAGAGAAACUCAAUGCCAAGGAAAAGGAAAUCGAGAAGCAAAAUAAGAUCCUUGACAGCACCGAGGAGCAGCUGAGUUCAUUGCAAGAAGAGCUUGAUUCGAAGAAUAACCAAAUUCAGCAGCUGAAUGAACAGUUGAAGAAUAUCGCAGUUCCCAGCGGGCAUUCGUUAGAUGAGGUACUAGUAAAAGACAACAAAAUCGAGGAACUAACGAUGCUCUUCAACGCCAAGAGUCUUAAAUUUGAGAAGUCCAAGGCGGUGAUCAAGGAGAAGAAUAAGGAAAUUCAGCGUCUGAACCACUUGCUGAGUAAGGAAGUGGAAGAGGGAAAUAUUGCCCCAACCAAAGCGUCUGCAGUCCUUGCAUCGCAACCACCACAAUCAGCUACCUCAAAUCUCCCAGCUGAAUUGGAAGAACUUAAGAAAGAAAACACUCGGUUGCGUGAUGAAGCAGCAGCGGAACGAACAUCCUUCCAGGAGACCAUAAGUCGUCUGGAGACCGUCCACGACGGGAUCCAAGCAAAACUCCAAGAGGACAUGAGUUACAUCGAAACUCUCGAGCAGGAGAACAACAAUUUCAAAGAGAAGAUCUGUCGCCUGGAAGAGUGUGUGGCAAUGUUUGAGGAGCGUCGUUCAUCCAUGGAGCGACGGGCCAAUCUGCUCGACGCCCAACUCCAAACUCGCACCGAUGAGCAUGCAAAGGUUGAAGACGAAUUAGUAUAUCGACUCAACAUGCUUUCCGACCACGAUGACAUCAUUGGUCAGCGUCUAUUUGAAGCUCAGGAAGAGAACGAAAUGCUAGCGAACCGUCUGGAAACUCUGAAAACAGAGCAUUCAGCUCUGGUCGCGAACCAUGCCAAAUUGGAAAAGGAAUAUGCCGCCUUCAAAGAACACACCAAAAAUAAUCUGGAAAGCGAGAAUCAAUCUUUGAAGAACCACGUAGCAAAAAUCGAUGAGGAAAUGAAGCACUUACGGGAGGUUUAUGAAUCUCAACUGGUUGCCAAGAACUCCGAGAUCGAUGAGCUGGAGAAUGACCUGAGCGAACAGCUGAGAGUUAUAAACGACGAGAAACGAACUCUCACGGAAGAACUAGAGAAGACGAAGGACGAAAUAAGCGAACUCAAGGACGAGCGAAUGCGUCUGAAUGAGACCAUGAACUCCCUGGAGCAAGCAAAGUCCGAUUUGGAGAGAGAAUCCACUUGGAUUAAGAUGCAAAAUGAAAAUCUCUCUCAAGAUCAGUUUGAAUUGCAGGAACUACGUAUGCAAUCGAUGCAGGACAAAACCGAGCUGGAGAACCUCAAACACCAGAUAGACACGUUGGUGCAGAAUCACGAUAUCGAAUUGAAUGCUUUGCGCACCCAAAUUGCCGAGCUGGAUUCGAUGCGAAUGCAAGUUGGCCAAAAUCAGACAGACGACCAAGUGUUCAUUGAGACGGAGAACAAGCGUCUCACCGAUUUGCUUGCCGAAAAAGAAGCACUCAUCGAGAACUACCAGCGGCAGAAUCUUCAGCUGCAAAUGAACGCCUUGGCAGCUCGACAACAACCAGUGGAUCCAUUUGCAAGCCUCACCCAGUCCGAUGACAACGCUGAAAUGGCACUUUUGCGAGAGAAGUGCGAUCGCCUGGAGAGGGAAGUGGCCGAGAAACAAAGGGAACUCGACCAAAUGAGAAUGGAACAGCAUCAAGUUGUUGUUCCUCCACCGUUGGCGUUCUUUGGCGGCGAACAAGCAAUGCCGUCUGUUUUUGACGAGAUCGUAACCAGUCGUCAUGUUGAAAGUCUGCACGGAGCUGUGUCCAGUCGACCAAUCGGCGGCCCUUCAUUCCCAGAGGAGCCUGCUGGCAACCAGCAAACAAUCGAAGAUCUGCAGAGAAAUGUCUCGGAUCUGGAGAAGCAUGCUCAAGACUUGGAGAACAAACUUGCCCAUCGCACUGCCGCUCACGAGGACAGCUUACGGCAGCUGGAGGAACUAAAACUGACAUUUGAAAUCCGAAUGCGGGAGUAUGAAGAUCGAAUCAGAGACCUUGAACUCAGACAAGACACAAAGGCGAUUGAUAGUCAAAUUAUCACCACAGAGCAAGUUCCUUCGUUGGAUAUGUUCUUCCGGGGAGCUCCAGAGCAAUCGCCCUUCGAGAGCAUCGUUAUUCCUCAAGUUUCAGCCGAGCCCGUUGUGGAAGAAGCGAUUGUCCCAGUGAAAGCUUACGCCUGUCAACCAGCUGAGCAACUUGAGCUCGAUGAAGGUUGGGGUUGGGGCUCAGAGGAAGCGGCCCUCGAGGCAAAACACUUCGCCACCACAAGUAAUACAUCACUUCUGCCACCGCAACAGCAGUUGGAAUUGAAACUACAAGAACACAACGAUCGAAUUCAAGAGCUCGAACUCGAGCGUGAUCGCUUGGUGCAGCAAAAGCAGGACAUGCAGGUCAAAUCUGGAAAACUUAUGAAAAAACUCAAGGAGUAUAAAGCAAAGAUCGAUGAGUUGUACUCACAGGCCGCAUUCCGCAAGUCCUCGUCGGUGGAAUCAUCCGAUCUUGAUUUGGCUAUUCAAGAAGAGAUGAAGUCCCAGCUGAAGCAAUUGGAAGAGAAGCUAGCCGAGGCCAAAAAGCUAUCCGAAACGCAGUCCCUCGAGAAGGAGAAUCUUCUAAAGAGAAUCGAUGUGCUGUCAGCCGGAAACGAGAGAAUGGCAGAGAUGAAAGAACGCCAGGACAACGAUGUGGCGAUGUAUAAAUCUCGCGUCCGUGAACUAACCGAAAAGGUGAAGAGUCUUGAAGAAUGGAGUGCUGCAGCUUCGACUAACGAACCAGCGCAACCAACAACAUCAACAACAGAUUCUUUGAAUGCAGACGCAUCUAUAGCAACCCACGAACUUCAAAAUUCUAAUAAACUCCUCGAGAAGAAGGUAGAAGAGCUAUUGUCCGAAAUUGAAGAUAUAUCUGGCGACCGCACGGAACUCCAAGCACUUCUUGACGAGGAGAAAGCAAAUGUCCAACGAGCUGAGCAGACAGUCAAGUCAUUGAAUGAAAAACUCACCCGUUUGGAGAAUUCAGUGAGUUCUGAAAACUCAGAUCAGAAGUUCCAAUUCAACGAGAUCAAACUUGAGAACCAAAACCUCAAAUCUCAACUCACCGAUGCCCAGGGAGUCAUUACGAAGGAGAAAAAAGAACGCCUGGAAGAGUUGAAACGGUUUGAAAAGCAAAAUGAAGAACUCACCAGAGAAAUUUCUAAGCUUCAGUUGGAUUCAACAAAGGCCAAAGAACUAGAAGUCAAGCUAGACCAAGUUGCCAGCGAGAAGCAAAACUUAGUUCAAGAAAUCGAAGCUCUUCGAAUGGAGAUGUCAUUCACACCCAAACCAGGUAACGCUUCAGACGAACUUCAAGAGCAAAUAGUUCGUCUUACGUGCGAUUUCGAAUCGGUUGUCAUGCAAAAUCAAGAUUUGGGCAAAGAAGUCGAUCGCUUGCGAUCUGAAGCUGCCAAGUUAAACGAAACAAAUCAACAACUUACGCAAGAAAUCAGCUCCCUCGCGCUUCAGCAAUCAUUCAGCGCUCAAAACGCUGAUAAAUCCAUCGAUCUGGAGUCGGAUGUUAAUCGUCUGCAAUUGGAGCUUCAAUCAUUGAAACAAACAAACCAAGAGCUAUCCGAUGAAAUUAAUAGAAUCAAGUUGGAGUCCACUUUCAACGUUGGAUCAAGUGGCGGAUUCCUAGAAACCGAAAAGCUAUCAAAUGAAAUAAAUCGUUUGAAUGUUGAAUUGAGUUCAGUUGUUCACAGAAAUGAAGAACUCACCAAAGAAGUUGCCCAAUUGCGUGAAGAGUUGUUUGAAAAAGAAACCCUCCAAAGUGAAGUGACAAGACUUACUCAGGAAAACCACUCCCUGAACACUCAAGUCGGCCACUUUAAGUUGGAAUCAUCUUCGUCCACCCAACACACUGAACUAGAAGAACAGAUCCAAGAGAAAGACUCCGAAAUAAUGCAUCUCAAGCAGCGAAUCGAAGAUCUUAUGCGCGAAGACCAAACCGAGAAACUUGUCUUGGAAAUUCUAACCAAAAAUCAAGAAAUCCACAUGCUCAAGAUGCAAGUGAAGAACCUUGAAGAUGACAAACAGGAGUUGGAGCACAACUUAACGAUGCAAAUUACCCAAGAAAUAAAAACAAAACAAGUUGAUGAUUCGGCGGAAAAAAUCCAUAAGCUGGAGGAAGAGUUGGAAAAUAUGCGCAUAGAAAAAGGACACAUGGAAGAGGAACUUCAAGUUCUCAAUAACCAUGUUAUGACAAGUUUGGAAAAUGAAGAGAAAAUGAAAUCUGUUAUUCUGGAACUUGAUACGAAGAACAUAGAAAUCGCUGAGUUAAGAAAUUCACUGGGAACGGUGGGAGGAGUACAGAAGCCAAUACCAACAGAAACAUCCUUAACCAAUGCCCAAUGGGAGGGUGUAGUGGAGCAACGAUGUGCUGAAAUAGCAGAAAUGUGGCGAGCACAUCUGGACAAUCGCGAAAAAGAAUUCAAUGAGAUCGAAAACAAACUUAAAAAAGAGUUAGAAGCUCUGAAGACUGGCCAGCCGUCCAUUCCAGAUGAGAGUAACGUUCGCGGUGAUGACAACGAAAACAGUUCUGCCUCUUCAUCCAAAGAUUCAACUCCCGAUCCAGAAGUAAUACAAAAGAUGCAACAGGCUCUGGAGAAUCAAGAAGUUGAAAUUGUCACUCUCAAGGAGCAGCUGGCGAUCAGAAGUGCCGAAUAUGCCCGCUUGGCUGCCCAAUUUGAUCCCUAUAAAAUGCAAUCAACAAUGUCUCACAGCAGUGGAUUCAGCUCAGAUGGACAGAGGCCAACACCAGUGGCCCCAAAUGCAUCGCAAGUACCAAAAUCCGAACUUGAUUUGGCUCUGUAUAUGCUACAUCAGAGAGAUAUGCGUUGCGAAGAGCUCACUCUGGAGCUGGUGCAUCUCUUAGAGGAGCGUGAUACAUUGCAACUGAAAUUGUCCAAUACAUUGCGGCAAAUGGAAGCGAUUCGAUCGCAAAGCGGCUCAGAACCUUCCCAAGGAGACUUUUCAUCGCCAACUGAGAGUCCAGAAAAACCCCAGUUACCACCUACAGUUCCUGCACAACCAGAGUCAGAUGAACUGAAUCAGAAGUUAUCGCAACUCCAUUCGGUGAGUCAUUCCAAGCGCUUCCAAGAAGAACGAGACAUGCGUCAACGUCAAAUGGAGCAAAUUCAACAGGACGUCGCAAAGAUGCCAUCUGAAGCUCUAUCCGAAUUAGUUGGCAGCGAUCUUUCUCAAUCAAGUCAAUCACCAUCAUCUGUACUUCUUAACUGGCUUUGGGGCAGUUCAAGUGGGGGACAAAGUUAAUAUUUGCGAUCGAUCUCCCAUGUGGAUCAUGUGGAGAAUCAAUUACUAUCGCAGAGUUCCAACGAAACCACAACCACUAAAAGCCAUUACUUAUCACAGCAGCAAAUGACGCAGCUAAAAACAUCUCCUGGCACUCAGUGGUGCUAUUAAUAAAAUUCUAAACAAGAUAUUAUUAUUCAUAUAAAUAAGUAAAUGUUCUAUUUUGAUUGUUUUAUAUUAUUAUUUUUCUUUUUGCCGUACACCUACAACAUAGUUGAAGAAAAUGCAUCCUUAAAAGGUACCUUAAUCUGUUCUUAUUUUUGUUUUCUCUUUUCUUUUUAAUCUAAGACUUUUGUAAAUAUAUUAACAUUGGAGUUCAAAGAAUAACAACAAAAAUAAUAAAGUUAUAA
This is a messenger RNA of Eupeodes corollae, 10776 nucleotides long. RefSeq names its product protein lava lamp. NCBI's taxonomy places the organism in Eukaryota, Metazoa, Arthropoda, Insecta, Diptera, Syrphidae. The record is from RefSeq and is a predicted model, not a curated record. Bases 275 to 10387 code for a protein of 3370 amino acids. The transcript has 6 exons.